Clarias gariepinus (North African catfish) is the source of this 906-nucleotide messenger RNA. Its product is annotated as legumain-like. Bases 1 to 906 code for a protein of 301 amino acids. Lineage: Eukaryota; Metazoa; Chordata; Actinopteri; Siluriformes; Clariidae. The transcript has 10 exons. Gene Ontology annotation, molecular function: cysteine-type endopeptidase activity. Gene Ontology annotation, biological process: vacuolar protein processing. The record is from RefSeq and is a predicted model, not a curated record.
AUGAAAAGUAACAGCAGUAAAACAUGGGUUCUCCUGGCAGCGGGUUCUAAAGGCUGGAAAGACUAUAAUCACCAGGCCAAUGUGUGUCACGCUUACCAGGUUUUCCACAAGAACGGGAUUCCAGAUGAACAGAUUGUGGUGAUGAUGUAUGAUGAUAUCGCUUAUAAUGAAGAGAAUCCUUUUAAAGGUGAAAUUAUUAAUGUACCAAAUGGUACAAAUGUUUACACUGAAGUUCCGAAGGACUACACUGGAGAGGAUGUAUCAGCUAAAAACUUUCUGGCUGUACUACGUGGAGAUUCAGCAGCUGUCAAGAAAAAAGGCCCAAAAAAAGUUAUACAAAGUGGUGAAAAUGACUCUAUCUUCAUUUACUUAACGAGCCAUGGACUUGUGGGUUCUUUUUCAUUUCCUAAUUCCAAUCUUUCUGCACGCGAUCUCACUGACACAAUACAUGCCAUGUCGAGGAACAGGAAAUUUUCAAAGAUGGUCAUUUAUAUGCAGGCGUGUCAUUCUGGAUCCAUGUUUGAAGAGCUGAGAGACAUGAACAACGUGUACGCAGUUGCAUCGUGCAGGCCUGAUGAAUGUAGCUAUACUUAUUGCCAUGAUAAGAAAAGAAAUGUCUUUCUUACAGACUACUUCACCUUUCACUGGCUACAGCACACCAAGACAGUAAACCUCGACAGGACUUCAUUUCGAGAUCAGUUUUCCUACUUGAUGAAAAAUGUCAAAGAGUGUAUGGGAAAAGAGACACCAUGUUACUAUGGUGACAUGAGCUGCUGUCAUUUACCAUUGUCCAAAUAUAAAGUCCAAAUGCUUUUGCCGGGGUUGAGGAUAGCGUUCUCGAAGCAGCAGUCAUGGAUCGAGUUGACCUGGGAUGUGUAUCAGCUGCAGCAGAUCAGGUUGGAGUGA